AUGUCGCAGUAUCCCUCCACCGCUCCAGGUCAAAAGACCUUCAAGCUCAACACCGGUGCCGAAAUCCCAGUGAUCGGCUUGGGCACAUGGCAGUCGGCUCCGGGAGAGGUUGCCAAGGCGGUUGAGAGCGCCAUCAAGGCAGGCUACCGUCACAUUGAUGCUGCUUGGAUAUAUGGCAACGAGGAAGAGGUAGGCCAAGGCAUCAAGGCCUCUGGCGUUGCUCGCUCCGAGCUCUUUGUCACCACCAAGGUAUGGUGCACGUACCAUCGACAGCCCGAGGCGUGCCUGGAUGAAUCGCUCAAGAAGCUCGGGUUGGAGUACGUCGACCUGUUGCUAGUGCACUGGCCCGUGCCGCUCGAGAAGCGAGGCGACGAAAAGAUCCCGCUCAAUGAGGAUGGGUCGCGUGCCAUCGACCGGGAAUGGUCACCCGAGCAGACUUGGGAGCUCAUGGAGAAGCUGCCCGCCACUGGCAAGACCAAGGCGAUCGGCGUAUCGAACUGGAGCAUUCCUUACCUCGAGAAGCUGCUGGCCAACGCCAAGAUCGUGCCCGCUGCUAACCAAGUGGAGCUCCAUCCGUUCCUUCCACAGCAUGAGCUUGUCAAGUACUGCCUUGGCAAGGGUAUCAUGCCGCAAGCUUACUCGCCGCUUGGAUCUUCGGGUGGACCCGUCCUGCAGGACGAACUGGUUCAGUCAAUCGCCAAGGCCCACAGCGCCGACCCCGCGCAGGUGGUCAUCUCGUGGGCUGCGCAGAGGGGCGUUGUGGCGCUGCCAAAGAGCGUCACGCCCAGCCGCAUCGAGACCAACGGCAAGCUGAUCGUGCUUUCGGACGACGAGAUGCUGAAGCUCAACGAACUGCACAAGCAGGAAGGCAAGUCGAUCCGCCUCGUGAAGCCCAACUGGGGUGUGGACCUCGGAUGGUAG
Messenger RNA from Sporisorium graminicola, 921 nucleotides. RefSeq lists its product as uncharacterized. The record is from RefSeq and is a predicted model, not a curated record. The coding region runs from base 1 to 921 and encodes 306 amino acids. Gene Ontology annotation, molecular function: aldose reductase (NADPH) activity. NCBI's taxonomy places the organism in Eukaryota, Fungi, Basidiomycota, Ustilaginomycetes, Ustilaginales, Ustilaginaceae. Gene Ontology annotation, biological process: cellular response to oxidative stress; arabinose catabolic process; D-xylose catabolic process. The transcript has 4 exons. Gene Ontology annotation, cellular component: cytosol.